GUGGUGGAAAAUAUUCAACUCGUAUACGAAGUUAUUUUAUGUUUGAUUUAUUGUCUAGAGGAAAAAGUUAUGCUGGUUGCCCAUAUAAUGAAAGGUAUAGGAUGCUUACUCCUAUUAUGCAUGGAGCUCUUGGACAACGCACUGUAAAAGAAAACUCUGAUUUAGUGGAUGAUGAAUUUCGUAAACUUAUGCAAAACCUUUAUAAAGCUUCAACCAAUGCGAAAGAUGGAUUUUAUCCUAAAUAUUGUUUUCAACUCGCAAAAUUUGAAACUUUAGUAGGAGAAGAGUUAGAACUCGCUAAAAUAACAAAUAGUUUAUCUGACUUUUUUCCUAUAAUGAAAUUUAUUCCAAACUAUAGUAUACGUAAUAAAAUAAUAGAAAGUAGAACAAAGAUGGAAGCAUUUCUCGGAAAAUUGAUCAAAGAA
Molecule: messenger RNA, 425 nt
Organism: Racocetra persica
Lineage: Eukaryota; Fungi; Glomeromycota; Glomeromycetes; Diversisporales; Gigasporaceae
Source: the annotation of a GenBank genome assembly